Messenger RNA from Trichomonas vaginalis G3, 2982 nucleotides. RefSeq names its product surface antigen family. Lineage: Eukaryota; Parabasalia; Trichomonadida; Trichomonadidae. The record is from RefSeq and is a predicted model, not a curated record. The coding region runs from base 1 to 2982 and encodes 993 amino acids. The transcript has a single exon.
AUGACGAUUGUUUCUCAAAAUACUUUUGAUAAUCCUGAUUUAGUACAAAAUAUAAUUCAAAACGGGAUAAAAACCAUUGUAAUAUCAGGACCGGACAUUACCAAUGUUGUGAAAGGAGACUGGGCUUUGGUAAUCGAAAAAAUAUAUUUUCGAUCCUCAAUUACGGAAAUUCCAGACGCUUUAUUUUACAACAGUAAAACAAUUCGCGAAGUAGUUUUAGAUAAAUCUGUAAAGAGAAUUCAAACAACUGCAUUUGCACGUUCUACAAUAUCAAAAAUUAACUUAGAAAACGUUGAAUACAUUGAAGACAAUGCAUUUUCAGAAUGCGCGAAUCUAGAAACGAUUAGUGUUAACUACCAAACUUCAUCAGGAGUAUUUUCCAUGUCAGGAUUAACUUCGAUCAAGUUUUUGGAUAAUGCUGUAUCUGUUCCUCAAAGAAUGUGUAUGAAUUGUUAUAACCUAAAAACUGUCAAGCUGAAUCCUUCGAUUAUUGAAAUAGAAUCCGAGGCCUUUUCAGGGUGCUUUAAGCUAGAUACGAUCGAAUUUAAUGGCGCACCAAUACAGGCUAUUAAUGAUGGGGCAUUUAUUCAAACAUAUAAUCUUAAAAAUUUUGUUAUUCAGUCAACAGUCGAAAAAGUUGGUCCCAAUGCAUUCGAAAAUUCAGGAUUAACAGAAGUUACCAUAGAAGAUCACAAAGAAAUGCUUAAUUUAGGUGAAAUUUGUUUCAAUGGCUGUUCCUACCUUAAAACAAUCAAAAUUGGAAAGAACAUAUCAAUAAACAAUGCAGAAUCAGUGUUUUCUGGUUGCUACGCACUCACAGAAAUUGAAUUUCAAAAUGAUAUUGAAAUGAUCGGUACAAAUUGUUUCAUGAAUUGCGCUAAACUCAAGACAGUUAAGAUCACUGGCAUCACCUUCUUAUCAGAAAGUUGUUUCUAUCGCUGCGUUUCGUUAGAAUACAUAAAUCUUUCAUCUGCAACAUUUUUCGACGAUGACUGCUUUGCGUUCUGCUUUAACUUGGAUACUGACAUUCCUGAAGUCUUUACUGCAAGAGAUAAUUCUUUUAAAUGGUGUUCAAAGUUAAAGAUAAAAGAUUUCAAUGGUGAAUGUUCAGGAAAGUCCACAUUCAUGUACUGCAAUUCUCUAACAGAGAUAAACAUCAUUAAUAACAAAGUUACAAGUGAAUCUACAUUCGCUGCAUGUGAAAAUCUAGAAAAAGUAACAAUUUUAAGUGAUAAAAUAAUCAUUGGCAAAAAUUGUUUCAUGGGAUGUUUCAAACUGAAAAAAUUAGUUUAUUCAGGAGAGAUGAGUGCUAUUUCAUCUAAUGCUUUUUAUGGUUGUCCAAUUGAAGGUGAAUUUGUUUUGAAUUUACAAACAUUUGGCCUUAUUUCACGUUGUGUUGCAUUUGCAAAGAUCACAUCAGUGUAUAUAAACACUCCACAGUUAUUGGAUCCAUCUUCUUUCUUUUAUAAAUGCCAAGAUUUGAAAACAAUAAGAAUUGGUUCAGAAACAACAAGUUUUGCAGGAAUAUUGUUUGAAGAUUGCCAGAAUAUCGAAAACAUUGUAAUAGAAAGUGGUAAUUCCAACUUUGUCUUUGAAAAUAAUAUUUUAUAUUCAAAUGAUAAGAAAAUCUUAUACUUUUACUUGCCAAAGAACACUGCAACAGAGUACAAUGUUCCUCAAUCUGUUGUAUCGAUAUCUCGUGGUUGCUUUAACAAUAAUAAUUAUUUAGAAAAAAUUACUAUUGACCAUCAAUGUUCAUUAGGUAAAUAUAUGUUCUUAGAAUGCCAGAAUUUGCAAAAAUUCAAUUAUAAUCCAAAGAUUGGCUACUUAUCUUUUUAUCAAAAAAUGUUUUAUAAUUGUUUCAACUUAGAAAAGGUUUAUUCAUCAAUUCCUGUAGAUGCUGUGGAGGAAUAUUCAUUCUACAACUGUACCAACUUGAAAGAAAUUAAUUUGGGAACAGUUAUUUCGAUCAAAGCUAAUUCAUUUGAAAAUUGUGAGAAUCUCGAAGAAGUUGACAUUACAAAUUGUAUAACUAUAGGUGUGAGUGCAUUCACGAAGUGUUUGAAUCUAAAGAAAGUAACAUUUAGCUCAAAUUUAGAAACAAUUUCAAAAUUUUCCUUCAGGUUCACCAAUUUAGAGAAUGUUGAGUUUCCAAAAGGAUCUAAGGUUAAUGUAUAUGAUGGAUCAUUCUGUUAUAUCGAUCAUAUCCAUGAUUUCAGAGUUAAUUCAGACUUUUUCAUUAUAAGUGAAUCCUCUUUAUGCGGAACCCGAGUAGAUAACUUCUAUUUCCCUGCAACACUGACAAGAUUCCCAGGUGAAGCACUUGCUUCAUUGUCAAAUCGUCCAAAAGUCAACAUUGAUCCAAAUAAUCCAAAUUUUGUUGUUCAAGACGAAAUUGUUUAUGAAAAGAACACAGGAACAUUUGUUUUCAAUAUCAAUUUCGGUGAAGACGGCGGAACAAUUGAAAUUCCACCAUACGUCAGAUACAUGGAAUAUGGUUCUGUUGUCACAACUUCUUUCCUUGAUAUGAAUACAGGAAGAAUUGUUUCAAGAGGUGCAACCACUUUGAUUGUUCCUGAAAGCGUUAAAGAGAUUGAUGAAAAUAUUAUUGUUCUUCCAAAUAACAUAUAUCACAUGUGUUUCAAAGGAAGAUAUUUUGUUGAUAACAGUCAAUCUUCUGAUACAGCAAAUCCUUAUAUUUAUGUCACAGAAAAUUACAAAAUUCCUUAUUUUGCAAAACAAAUUCCUUUGAGAAUUCCAUGUGGAACAGUAGAAUUCAGUAGUUUAAGUUUUAGAAAUGUCUUUGGAUUGUCUAAGACAGAGAUAUUCAUGAUCAUUGUCAUUCUUUUGGUUUCUUUCGCUUUGAUAUCUUUUAUUGCUUACUUCCUUUACAAAUAUAAGCAGUUAUGCAAGAAGAAGAAACAAGAAAAACCAAAUGGACUGAAAGGAGUUCCUUAUUCCGAUGAUGAACCAGACGUCUAA